AUGGGCAUUUUCACGCCCGGUAAGGAAAAGAGCCUGGCGGGCCCUGUCGCUUCGCGUCUGCGCGGUGGUGGCGGUAAGACACCGCGCAGCCACCUCGUCAGGUCAACCCUCACGCCGCUGACGGAGAACCUGGACAUGAUCAGCUUCGAUGGCGAAGAGUGGAAGACGGGGCGCGCCCGGUUCAACCCGAGCUUCAGCAGCAAGAACUCUUGGAGCCUGGUUCCCGGAGUGAUCGAGGAUGUUGAGGUCUUCGCCGGCCUCUUGCGACAGCGAGCUGGGACCGACGGCAGCUGGGGCGAAGUGUUCCCUCUUGAAGACUUGACGACGAACCUGACCAUUGAUAUCAUCGGCCGCGCCGUCCUCGACGUCGAGCUCAACGAGCAGACCGCUGGCCCCAGCAGGUUCAAAGGCCACUUUCUGGACCAGAUCUCGCGGUGCAUUGUUGUCGUCAACAUCAACACAUGGCAAUACUAA
Colletotrichum higginsianum IMI 349063 is the source of this 474-nucleotide messenger RNA. Its product is annotated as Cytochrome P450 4V3. The record is from RefSeq and is a predicted model, not a curated record. The transcript is spliced from 2 exons. NCBI's taxonomy places the organism in Eukaryota, Fungi, Ascomycota, Sordariomycetes, Glomerellales, Glomerellaceae. The coding region runs from base 1 to 474 and encodes 157 amino acids. Gene Ontology annotation, molecular function: heme binding; oxidoreductase activity, acting on paired donors, with incorporation or reduction of molecular oxygen; iron ion binding.